UUAUGUGUUUGUCAACAUAAUGCAAACCAAUAUUGUUUAUUUCAAAUGUUAAUGAAAAAAGGAUUAGGUUGGCGUCUUCGGCAAACCAUACCCGAAUUUAGGGCCCCACAAAACAUUCUCUUUUAACUAUUUUUACCUAUAAUCAGAUUUUUUCGUAAAUUCCUAUUAAAACCCAAAAUGUGCGACAGCGACAAUGAAAAUUUUAACGACGAGGAGGCGGUAAACCUGACCGGCUUCCUCUUCGGUAAUAUUGAUGAGUCCGGCCAACUAGAAAGCGAUGUUUUCGACUCAGAGUCACAAAGGCAACUUACCUCAUUGGGGAAGCUUGGCCUCAAUACUAUUUUAAAAGAAAUGAUAGGUGAUGAGAAAAUCAAGGAGGACAGCGAUAGUGAUGAGGAAGGUUUUGUUAAGAAUGAGGUCGAUGCAAAUGCUUCAGAUCCACAAGCCGACAACUUUAACUAUGAUAAUAAGUCUCCUUCAGCUGAAGACUAUUUUGAUAUGACUGAGCUAGCUGAAGACGAACAGACAAAAGUGGAAAAUGAAGGGUAUGAGGCUGAUGAUGAAAAGAAUGCGGCACGAGAUGGAGAGUUAAUGCCUCCACCACCAACACGUGAUGUUGUUGAAACAAGUCCACAGCAAGAUGAAAACGAAAAGAAAAAACUGGAAACACCUUUGGCAGCAAUGCUGCCCUCCAAAUACGCCAACGUCGAUGUUACUGAACUGUUUCCCGACUUUCGCCACGGUAAGGUACUCAGAUUCUCCAGAUUAUUUGGCCCGGGAAAGCCCAGCAGUUUGCCCAACAUUUGGAAAAACGUCAGGAAGAAAAGGAAAAAGAGGAAGCAAAAGCAAAAUGAAAGCUACACCGGGCACGAAACUGAUUCUAAUUCGGAUGAUGAAAGGCCCAAAAAUCGCGGGUGGUUCUUUGAUUAUUUGGCAGACCCUUUACCUGAUCAGAUCCAAAGUGAUGAUGAGGAAAAGUUCCUGAAAGCAGCUGAAGCUUCUACAGUAGAUGAAAAGCCAAACACAGAUAAAAAGGAUGAGACUGGACCUAAAGUUGCUGAUUGGAGGUUUGGUCCAGCACAGAUUUGGUAUGAUAUGUUGGCUGUGCCAGAAACAGGAGAUGGAUUCAAUUAUGGAUUUAAAACUAAGGAAGAAUCAGCUCAAGAAUGUGAAAAAAAGGAGCAGCCAGACGAGAUGACAGAUAACAACGAAGAGAAACCCGAGCCAUUCGUGGACGAUGCCUUUCUAAUGGUCACCCAAUUGCAUUGGGAAGACGAGGUAGUCUGGGAUGGCAGCGAAAUAAAACACAAGGUAUUGCAGAAACUCAAUUCGAAAACAAACGCAGCAGGAUGGGUGCCCAGCAGCGGCAACCGUACGGCACAGGCGUUCAGUCAGCCCGGGAAAGGUGGGGCUGUCAGGAUGCCCAUUCCCGCACCUCCGUUGCCUAAUAAAACCAAAGCCCUUAUGCACAAAUUACGCCAAGAUCCUGACCAAGAUGACACUUGGUACUCGAUUUUCCCUGUGGAGAACGAAGACCUGGUGUAUGGCAAGUGGGAGGACGAUGUGAUUUGGGACUGCGAAGCAAUGACCAACAUACCCAAACCCUCCAUUUUAACUUUGGAUCCCAACGAUGAGAAUAUUAUUUUAGGUGUCCCUGAUGAUAUUGACCCGUCCAAACAAGUAGCAGGUCAAGCCACCCCAGUCAAGGUGAAAAUCCCCCAUCCACACGUGAAGAAGUCUAAAAUUUUGCUGGGCAAAGCUGGUGUCAUCAACGUGCUUCAGGAGGAUACCCCGCCACCGCCUCCCAAGUCACCUGACCGAGAUCCCUUCAACAUAUCAAACGACAUAUUCUAUAUGCCAAGGACGUCAGAUUCGACGAUGCGCCUGAAGGUGGGCGGGGCAAACCUGAUCCAGCACUCGACACCGGUCGUGGAGCUUCGGGCCCCGUUCGUGCAAACGCACAUGGGUCCAAUGCGACUCAGGAACUUCCACCGUCCGCCCAUGAAACGGUUCUCGCACGGCGCCCUGGCCGUCUCCAUGCCUCACCCCGUUAUGCCUCUUGUCAAGCACAUCAAGAAGAAGGCCAAGCAAAGGGAAGCUGAGAGGAUGGCGUCCGGUGGUGGCGAUGUGUUCUUCAUGAGAACUGCCGAAGACCUGACCGGAAGGGAUGGGGACUUAAUACUUAUCGAAUUUUGCGAGGAGCAUCCCCCCUUGAUGAACCAAGUUGGGAUGUGUUCGAAGCUCAAGAACUAUUACAAGAGAAAGGCUGCCAAGGACAGUGGUCCUCCGACGUACAAAUACGGAGAGACGGCUUACGCCCACUCGUCUCCGUUUCUGGGAAUACUUCAUCCUGGACAAUCUAUUCAAGCAGUUGAGAACAACAUGUAUAGGGCUCCAAUAUAUGAGCACAACAUUCCCGAGACUGAUUUCCUGAUAAUCAGGACGCGUCAACAGUACUUCAUCAGAGAGAUCGACGCCUUAUACGUGGCCGGGCAACAGUGCCCCCUCUACGAGGUGCCCGGCCCCAACUCUAAGCGUGCCAACAACUUCGUGCGAGACUUCCUGCAAGUCUUCAUCUACCGCUUGUUCUGGAAGAGCCGCGACAACCCCCGAAGGAUCAAAAUGGACGACAUCAAGAAGGCCUUCCCCUCUCACUCCGAAAGUAGCAUCCGUAAACGUUUGAAGCUGUGCGCCGACUUCAAACGUACGGGCAUGGACUCGAACUGGUGGGUCAUCAAGCCCGAGUUCCGGUUGCCAACCGAAGAGGAAAUACGCGCCAUGGUAUCGCCUGAGCAGUGUUGCGCCUACUUCAGCAUGGUGGCGGCGGAGCAACGGCUCAAGGACGCCGGCUACGGAGAGAAGUUCCUGUUCACGCCCGCCGAAGACGACGACGAGGAGAUGCAACUGAAGAUGGACGACGAAGUGAAGGUGGCGCCGUGGAACACGACCCGCGCAUACAUUCAGGCCAUGCGCGGCAAGUGUUUGCUCCAGCUGACCGGGCCGGCCGAUCCGACCGGCUGCGGCGAAGGCUUCAGCUACGUGCGCGUGCCCAAUAAGCCGACGCAGAGCAAGGAGGAACAGGAGUCGCAGCCGAAACGUACGGUCACUGGUACGGACGCCGAUUUGCGACGUCUCUCGCUCAACAACGCCAAGGCUUUGCUCAGGAAGUUUGGCGUCCCCGAGGAGGAGAUUAAAAAAUUGUCUCGUUGGGAAGUUAUUGACGUGGUGCGAACGCUCUCAACAGAAAAAGCCAAAGCCGGCGAGGAAGGCAUGGAUAAGUUCUCGAGAGGUAACAGAUUUUCUAUCGCUGAGCACCAGGAACGGUACAAGGAAGAGUGCCAACGCAUAUUCGACUUACAAAACCGUGUAUUGGCCAGUGCUGAAGUCUUGAGUACUGAUGAAGGUGAAAGCUCAGAGGACGAGAGCGACGAAGACAUCGAAGAGAUGGGCAAAAACAUCGAGAACAUGCUCAGCAACAAGAAGACCAGCACGCAAUUGUCUUUGGAGAGAGAAGAGCAGGAACGUCAGGAACUCAGGAAGAUGAUAAUGGAGGGAGACGAAAAGAAAGGCAAGGAUAAGAAGAAGGAUGAAGAAGAACAGGAUCAAAACAACUUUGCCCAACAAGGUAGAGUGUUGAAAAUAAUUAGAACCUUUACCAAUUUGGACGGCAAGGAAUUCACGAGAGUUGAAAUCGUAAGAAAGCCCGCCGUUAUUGAUGCCUAUGUCAAAAUCAGAACCACCAAAGACGAAGCGUUUAUCAGGCAGUUCGCCACCCUUGAUGAAGCUCAGAAGGAGGAGAUGAAGAGAGAAAAGAGACGCAUCCAAGAACAAUUAAGGAGAAUCAAACGAAAUCAAGAAAAGGAAAGGCUCAUGGGCAACACUUCAAUGUCGAAUUCCUUCUCUGACAAGGGUAAUCUCAGUGAUGGUGCAUCUUCAUCAACUGCUCUGGCAAAUUCAUCAUCCAACAAAAUUCUACCUCAAUCUCCAGCCAAGUCAAAGAGGAAGGUCAAACUAAAGCCUGAUUUAAAAUUGAAAUGUGGUGCCUGUGGCAACGUUGGUCACAUGAGAACCAACAAAGCUUGCCCAUUAUACCAGAACACUGGCUCCAACCAACAAAUGAAUGUUUCAUUAUCUGAAGACCAAGAUGAUGAAAUUGAGAAGCAACUGAAUACAGAUGAUGAAGAUCUAGUCAAUGUUGAUGGCACCAAAGUGAAAUUAUCUGGAAAAUUAUUAAAACAUGUUGAUGAAAUGAAGAAAAGGUCUAUGUUGACGAAGAUGCCCAAAGAGUCCUUGAGUUCAAAGAAGCGUCGAAGAGGUGGUACCGACUUGCACUGUGAUUAUCUGAAGAAGCACAACAGGCCUGUAAAUAGGAGGCGAACUGAUCCAGUUGUUGUUCUUUCCACUAUUUUGGAGAACAUUCUUAAUGAGAUGAGGGAUAUGCCGGAUGUACAACCGUUCUUGUUCCCCGUCAAUCCUAAGCUUGUCGUUGACUAUCACAAAAUCGUCAACAGACCAAUGGACCUACAGACGAUUCGUGACAACUUGCGCCAGAAAAAGUAUCAAAGCAGAGAAGAAUUCUUGGCAGACGUUCAUCAAAUUGUUGAAAACUCAACUUUAUAUAACGGUCCAAAGAGUCCUCUCACUGUCACCGCCCAAAGGAUGUUGCAGAGAUGCGUGGAGAGACUGGCUGAAAAAGAAGACCGACUAAUGAGACUGGAGAAGGCCAUCAAUCCGUUGCUGGACGAUAAUGACCAAGUGGCGUUGACAUUUAUUCUCGAUAAUGUUCUUAAUUCGAAGCUUAAAACUACGCAAGAGUCGUGGCCUUUCCUCAAACCCGUCAACAAAAAAUUGGUCAAAGACUACUACAAUGUUAUCAAGAGGCCCAUGGAUUUGGAAACUAUUAGUAAAAAAGUUGCUACCCACAAAUACCAUAGCCGUCAUGAGUUCCUCGUAGACAUCGAACAAAUCCUUCAAAACUGCAUCCUGUUCAACGGAAAAGACUCGCACUUCUCAAUGAAGGCUGAACAACUGGUUAAAAUAUGUAAGGCCACCUUGGACGAAUAUGAUGAACACCUCACUCAACUAGAAAACAAGAUCGCCUUAGCCCAGGAACGGGCCAUGCAAAACGAUGAUCAAACCUGGAUGGGCGGGGAAGACGAAAAUUACACCAUAGCCGAACCAGACAGGGCGAGUCAAGCCAGUUCGCCAGACCAUCUCUCGUCGGUCAAGUCCCAGGUGGACGAGUACGAUUACGUGGACGUUGAAAAUGUCGGCAUACAAAACGCUGAAGAUCAUUCUACACCAGUUAAAAAGUCCAAGAAGAAGAUAAAGAAAGAAGAGCCGGCCACUUUGGAGGAGGACUUGCAGUUCUCCAGCGAGGAAGAGGAACUGGAUGAGGUGCCUCUGAAUGAGUUUGAGGAUGAUAACAAAGGUUUCCUGAUAUCAGCAGAGCCGACUGGCGAAGGAGCCGACGACGACAGUCAACAGGCGGCCGAAGCAAUGGUCCAGUUGGGGUCAAUGGGCUAUUAUCAGCAAAGUGAAGGCGAACUUGUUGAAGCCCUUGCGUUUAAAGAGGAAAGCAUGGAUGUGGAUCCAAAUUAUGAUCCAUCAGAUUUCUUAAUGACUGGACUCCCUAGGAAACAGGAGGCAGUGCCAGUGGAUCCACAAGAUUCUGGAAUGAAAAUACACGAUGAUUUAGCUGUCAGUGAGAGUGAAGAUGAGGGAAUGAACGUAAGUCAAGAAACAUCGCAGGAAGAAGAGGAAGGAGAAGUUUGGUUUUAAUUAUAGUUUAGUAACAGAUAUAUAUGUUACGGAUAUUUUUUAUAAUUAUAUGGUUGAAUUUAUAGAUAUAUAGUUGUACGAUAUAAAAUUUUUGUACAUAAAUCGGUGUUAUUUUUAUAAUUUAUACAGCCGUCAUAAAUAUAUCCAUAACAAUGUCAUUAAAUAGAAAAGUUAUGUCGCA
Molecule: messenger RNA, 5962 nt
Organism: Aethina tumida (small hive beetle)
Lineage: Eukaryota; Metazoa; Arthropoda; Insecta; Coleoptera; Nitidulidae
Gene: Taf1
Product: transcription initiation factor TFIID subunit 1
Exons: 23
Coding region: 178-5781 (1867 amino acids)
Biological process (GO): transcription by RNA polymerase II; RNA polymerase II preinitiation complex assembly; DNA-templated transcription initiation
Cellular component (GO): transcription factor TFIID complex
Molecular function (GO): DNA binding; RNA polymerase II general transcription initiation factor binding; RNA polymerase II general transcription initiation factor activity
Source: RefSeq, a predicted model, not a curated record